AUGUCCAUCAAAAAAUGGCUUUCUCGGAGCGAAAAACCAGAGAGGAAAAAGAAUGAUCGCGAAGUCUCGAAAGGCGGUGGCACUCCUAAUGGGGUGGGUGGAGAUCAUACCGAUGGCCAUACACAUGAUUCUUUCAAGAUAAGUAGUGCAAAUGCGGCAAUCUCUUCUGUCGAAUCAAAAUUUGAAGCGGCUAAAGAAGUACUUUUGCAUGGGACCCAAGAAUCAGGUUCCGAUUCGACUGCGCAGCAGCAGCUUUUGCAGAAAAAAAGACAAGGAAUGCCGGCUACGAUACAUGAAGAAGUACCUGCUGAUGAUGUGACGGAUUUAAGCUCGAGUUUGCAUUCGUGGGAAGAAUUGUACGAGACGUUCCCGGACAUCCGACCAGUAAUGACGGACCUAAUGCCCUUUGGAGAUGGCUCUAAUAAAGUGUUUGGCUACGAAAACUUUGGUAACACAUGCUAUUGCAAUUCCGUGUUACAAUGUCUAUACCAUUUGCCUGAGCUACGCGUAAACAUUUUGGAGCAACCGGAGCGCCCUUCGGGCGUACGAAGAAGACGGAAAUUCGAAAUGCUUGGCCUGAAGGCGAGAGUUUUCGACGAAAGCAGUUUCGCGAGUUCAAAUGGUUCGAGCGGUAGUAAUGCUAAUAAUAAUAAUGCCAACGGUACCAGUGGAUCCGGAACUGGGAGCAAAAAUGGCAAAACUAACGACAGCGGACAUGCAGACGCGGACUCGAGCUCCAGCGAUACCAAGAAAACCUCCUCCAAUACCUUGAAAGAGAAAGAACAUAGAAAAUCGCAUUCCCACGCUCAGCACAGUGGCGGAUUUGCAACUGCUGGCCAGUCAGCGAAGAGACCACAACCGAUUCACGCCACGGUGAUGGCGGCAGACGCAAUAACGGAGAAACUGCACGAGGGGUACACGCGUAUUGUAGUUGGAAGAGUGCCCCGCCAGAGCAGUACUCAGCAACAGACAACGCCUUCCUCGGAGGCUGCGAACCGCUCGGAAUACACGACUGGCUCGGUGAAUUCGGCGCCCGAGGAAAAAGACAAACCUAAUGAGCCUUCAAGCGAGAAACGUAAAGAGGCUGCGUUGAUUCGGGGUCCCAUUCUUAACGUCGAUCACCCACUUAUCGAUUAUCUCCCUAAAGGGUCUAAACCCUCGAUGUACUCAUGUUUGAAAGAUCUUUUUGAGUGCAUAGCGGAAAACAGAGCAUUCACAGGUGUCGUAUCACCAAUUCAAUUUGUCGAAACAUUGAAGAAGGAAAAUAUUCUCUUCAACACAAUGAUGCAUCAGGAUGCUCACGAGUUUCUCAAUUUUUUACUCAAUGACUUGAGUGAAUUUCUGCAACGUGGGCUUGGCGCUCCUGCCCUACCGAAAGAUAAACAAAUUAGUGAUGAGACCAUCAUAGACAAGUUGUUUAAAGGCACUUUGACCAACCGAACCCAGUGUUUGACUUGUGAUAAUUUCACGUACAGAAAUGAGCCCUUCUUAGACUUCCCCAUCGAAGUUCAAGAGCAUUCAGAAACUGAUAUUCAAGAGGUGCUAUCCGACUUCCGUCAAAAGGAGAUGUUAAAUGGUUCAAAUAAGUUUUACUGCGACGUGUGUUGUAGUCUCCAGGAGGCAGAGAGGGUGGUUGGGAUAAGGAAAUUGCCUUACUAUUUGGCUGUGCAUUUGAAGAGGUUCAAAUAUUCUGAGAAACAAAACUGCAAUGUUAAACUUUUCAACAAGAUAAGGUAUCCGCUUUAUUUGAAGGUUUGCUCGAUGUCAAACUCUUCAAUAUGCAAACGCUAUGAGCUUGUUGGUGUGUUGGUUCAUAUGGGAGGUGGCCCACAUCACGGUCACUAUGUUUCUCUAUGUAAGAGUCCUAAAUUUGGGUGGCUCUUAUACGACGAUGAAACGGUAGAGACAGUUGAUGAGAAAACCGUAUUAAAAUUUAUUGGUGAUUCUGACGAUCUUACAACAGCCUAUCUGCUCUUUUACAGAGACACAGGUUGCGAGAUGAGUUCGACACUUAGACAGAGUGAACAUCCGGAGCUCAGCCGAAAUGCCGAAGAGUUAGUAAAAGCUGAUGAAGCACUUCGGUCGAUUUUCCCGAUGAAUCGAGCUUCUGAAAGUGCAAUCACCUCCAAAGCUCCACUUUGCGAUGGCAGUGAGAAUGCUAAAAGUUCUUCUGGGUCAAACAAGAAAAUUUCGAGGAUAUUCAGUUUCAAACGGUCAACCAAAGACUGA
Messenger RNA from Lachancea mirantina, 2229 nucleotides. Lineage: Eukaryota; Fungi; Ascomycota; Saccharomycetes; Saccharomycetales; Saccharomycetaceae. The record is from the annotation of a GenBank genome assembly.